Sorghum bicolor (sorghum) is the source of this 1349-nucleotide messenger RNA. RefSeq names its product tetratricopeptide repeat protein 1. Lineage: Eukaryota; Viridiplantae; Streptophyta; Magnoliopsida; Poales; Poaceae. Gene Ontology annotation, molecular function: protein binding. The coding region runs from base 179 to 940 and encodes 253 amino acids. The record is from RefSeq and is a predicted model, not a curated record. The transcript is spliced from 5 exons.
AAACGCCCCCUGACUGGAGCUACUGGACCAUUCGUGCCCGCUUCCAGAAUCCUCCGAACAAGUCCCAAAAGCGCACAAACCCCGCAGUCCCCGAUCCAUUCGGUACCCCUCUACGCACGUCUCCGAGAAGACUUCCCGAGCGAGUUCGCGAAUCCAAUCCUCCCAUCGUGGGCAAGUCAUGGUUGUGAUCGAGCUGGAGCCCGAGGAGCCGACGCGCCCCUCGUCGCCGGCGGCGGAGGAGCAGGCGGCCGCCGCGGCCGCCGGGGAGGCGGCGCGCUCCUCGUCUUCAGGGGCGCCCGAGGAGGUGGCCGCCGCCGCCGCCGCUGGCGGGGAGGCGUCGAGGGCGGCGGAAGAAGAGGAGGAGGCGUUCGAGGACGCGCUCACCGACGAGCAGCUGCGAGAGAAAGCUAGAAGCCAAGCAAAUGAUGCAAAAGCAGAAGGAAACAAGCUUUUUGGUGGUGGACAAUAUGAGGAAGCAUUAUCUCAAUAUGAAAUGGCAUUGCAAAUUGCUGCUGAGCUCGAAUCUUCUGAGGAUAUACGCGCCGCAUGCCAUUCAAAUCGUGCUGUGUGCUUCCUGAAAUUGGGAAAACAUGAUGAGACGAUUAAAGAAUGCACAAAAGCACUUGAACUCAACCCAACAUACCUGAAAGCCUUGCUUCGGAGGGCAGAAGCACAUGAAAAGCUUGAACACUAUGAUGAAGCUAUUGCUGAUAUGAAAAAGGUUAUUGAAAUGGAUCCUUCAAAUCAACAAGCUACAAGGUCUCUUUUCCGACUUGAGCCCCUGGCAGCUGAGAAGAGGGAAAAGAUGAAGGAAGAAAUGAUUGGAAAGCUAAAAGAUCUGGGGAACUCUGUGCUGGGGCGCUUCGGAAUGAGUGUUGACAAUUUCAAAGCCGUUAAGGACCCAAACACUGGUUCUUACAGCAUUCAAUUCCAGAAGUAACACGUGAAGAAAGACGAUGGAUGAAUAUGGCUGGGUGGCAUAUUUCAGUUGUAAUUGUUCAAGGCACUUGUGCAUCACAUACCCGGACCAUAUCCAAAUAGAUUGGCAUGGAAGAGGAACUGGAUUAUUGCGUUGCGUUUGCACUUGUUGCACGUUAGACUGUUAGAUAGAUUGAGAUGCUUUCCCAAGUGCGAACUUGCAUGAUCAUUUUGAACUCUGGUAUUUUCCUCAAUACAAAGUCGUUUCAAAAAGACUGUUUCCAUGCGUUAGAGCAUCUGAACAUGAGUUGGAGCAUCUUCAAUGGGUUUAUCAGUCUAUAUAGAUGACCUUACAUUAUUGUUAAUGGAGCUUUUUUGUUUUCUUUUGUAAUAACAUUAUAAUACCUUAGUAAACCGAGUAUAGUUUACUC